GGUUUGGGAGGAAGAAAAUAUUUUUCUUCCCAGCCACACUGCCCAGAUGGUCGGAUUGGGGAAGGUCCUCUCAGCCCCCUUUGGUCCGCGGUUUGCACCUGCGUGGCCUUGUUCUAUCCGGCGAUGUUUUGAUACAUAAACAGCCAAUGUGUAGGUGCUUAAUUGGGUAGAUUUUUGGUCACAUGUCCGGAGCAAAGUUGAUGAUCCCCGCCAGGGUCAGGAAGGAAUUUUCCUCCUCUGGUAAACUGGCCAAGGCUGGGUGGUUUUCUCCUUCGCCUCUCUCUGGAAGGCUGAGCAGAGGUGCCUGGGUGCUGAGGCCAUGGGCCCUGCACCUGUUAUUGCUGCCUCUGGUCCGCGAGGGGGUGAGAAGCACACAGGCCUGUCCUGACUGGGUGGACCCUCUGUGCGGGCCGUCGGUGUGUAAGCUGGCUCCGAGACAGGCUAGGAAGCCACCAGAGGCAUCAGGGGACCUCAGCUUGCAUACCAUCGCUGUCUCACUCCCAAAGGGUGAUGUUGGACUCGGUGACACACAGCACCUUCCUGCCCAACACGUCCUUCUGUGACCCCCUGAUGUCGUGGACCGAUCUGUUCAGCAAUGAAGAGUAUUAUCCUGCCUUUGAGCAUCAGACAGCCUGUGACUCCUACUGGACUUCAGUCCCCCCUGAAUACUGGACCAAGCGCCACGUCUGGGAAUGGCUCCAGUUCUGCUGUGACCAGUACAAGUUGGACGCCAACUGCAUCUCCUUCUGCCACUUCAACAUUAGUGGCCUGCAGCUGUGCAGCAUGACACAGGAGGAGUUUGUGGAGGCCGCUGGCAUCUGUGGGGAGUACCUGUACUUCAUCCUCCAGAACAUCCGCACACAAGGUUACUCCUUUUUCAAUGACACUGAAGAGACCAAGGCCACCAUCAAAGACUAUGCUGAUUCCAACUGCUUGAAAACAAGUGGCAUCAAAAGCCAAGAGUGUCACAGUCACAGUCGAACAAGCCUCCAAAGUUCUCAUCUCUGGGAAUUUGUGCGAGACUUGCUGCUGUCUCCUGAAGAAAACUGUGGCAUUCUGGAAUGGGAAGACAGGGAACAAGGUAUUUUUCGGGUUGUUAAAUCAGAAGCCCUGGCAAAGAUGUGGGGACAAAGGAAGAAAAACGACAGAAUGACAUACGAAAAGUUGAGCAGAGCUCUGAGAUACUACUAUAAAACAGGGAUUUUGGAGCGGGUUGACCGAAGGUUAGUGUACAAAUUUGGAAAAAAUGCACACGGGUGGCAAGAAGACAAACUAUGAUCUGCUCCGGGCAUUAAGCUCAUCGGAUGGAUUUCUCUUUUGAAACAAUCAAGAUUGCAAUAGACAUUUGAAAGUCUUUUUUUUUCUUUUUUAACCUGCAAAUGUGCUGAUGAAAUUUCUCCACACCUCAGCUUACCCACUUGGGGUGUUGGCAGGAAGGGACGAUGCCCUUUGGCGGUACCUUGUUCAAACACUAUUUCCCUAAUCAAGUGUCACAGAACCACAAUAGCUAAUGUCAUUGGUGCUGCUCAGAGAGAAGGAUCUAAUUCUGCCAUUUGAGACACACCCAAUACUUCCAUUCCAAAGCUUCCCGUGGUCUCCGGUGGUUAACUGUAGCAGCUCACAAAGGAAAAAAAAAAAUGAAAUCAUGUUUAGUUCUUUAGCUUAUAGUAGGAGAGAAUGAGCUGUAAGACAUACGUACUUUAGAUUUUAAAUCAUUAAAGUCAAAUUCUGCAGAAAAGUAUCUGAACAAAAGAGUUAACCCAUUAAGCUGGAACAUAAUUGGAUUUAGCAUAGGUUAGUCAUAAAUUGCUUAACCAGAGAUCUUCUUGACCAUUCAGCAAAACUCCAUGGCCCACCUUCUGAAGUGACGACACUUCAAAUUAGCCACAAUAUUCAUUGAGAUCAUCCCCCCUCUCAUCCUGACCAGUGGCUGGCAUCAGAUAUGCAAAAAGUUAGUCAACAGACACUUGCAUCAAUUUCUAAAUCAUUGCUGUUUCUUGAUUCAAGUGGUCAACUCAGUAAAAUCAUAGCUCAUUGAUUCUGUCUGUGGUCAAGACAUUAUUCAACCUUUAUAGAGCUGGAUAUGUCCCAAAACGUGUAAUGGCCAAUUAAGUGGUCUCUUUUGUUUCAUCUUCUUGCCUGGUAUGUACUCAAGUACUAAAAUAUAUUUCCUUGAAAAAAAAUAGCAACAGUGAAUUGACACCAAUAAAUGUUCACGAGUUAAAAUCUGCACUGACAUUUUCUCAUCAUUCACUGGUAUGUCAGUCGUGACCUACAACUAAGUGGACUGCACCUAGGACUUCCACUUCACCACAACUGGAAUCAUCAAGCGACGAGGCACUGAUCCAUGACACAGGCUGCAGACCUCCACGUUCAGUUUAACUUCAAAAGGAACUUGUUCUAAAAAAUGUGAAUUACUGUAAGAUAAUCUAUUUUUGGAUUCAUGUGUUUUCCAGGUGGAUAUAGUUUGUAAACAAUGUGAAUAAAAUAUUUAACGUA
Marmota monax (woodchuck) is the source of this 2499-nucleotide messenger RNA. RefSeq names its product E74 like ETS transcription factor 5 (gene Elf5). Gene Ontology annotation, molecular function: DNA-binding transcription factor activity, RNA polymerase II-specific; sequence-specific DNA binding. The transcript is spliced from 7 exons. Gene Ontology annotation, cellular component: nucleus. The coding region runs from base 511 to 1278 and encodes 255 amino acids. The record is from RefSeq and is a predicted model, not a curated record. Gene Ontology annotation, biological process: regulation of transcription by RNA polymerase II; cell differentiation. Lineage: Eukaryota; Metazoa; Chordata; Mammalia; Rodentia; Sciuridae.